AUGUCGAAGAAUCUCAAGAACACACGCAAAGCCACACCAGAGGACCAAAUUCGCUUCUUGAUCAGCUGCUGCAAGCAUUCAAACUUUGGCAGAGUGAGCUCAGACCCGGAGUACAAGCUCAGUUGGGCCAAACGUUAUGAGAGAGUCUGCAAAGCAUACAGCACCCAAGCAUAUGUAGGUCCAGACGAGGACGAGGACGAGGACCACGACGAUGACAUCCCUAUGGCUUCUUCUGCUCGCAAGAGAAAGACCGUAGAGGUUGCAGAUGCCGUGAACCCAGCCAAAAAGAGCUUUGGUACCACGCACUCACGGCCGGCGCCAACUUGCAGCGCAUCGAAGACCGAAGCAUUUGACAAUGAGAGAGCUUCUGCUAGAGACCUUGUGCUCCAGCUUGAGCAAGCCCGGCCCCCACAAGAAGUAUCGACGCAACGACAUGUUGCUCCCGGAUCUGCACCGUCUCCGUGGCUUCAGCAAACUGGCCCAGCCAUGCCGCCUCCUCUUCCCGGCUCCGUUGGAAUGCAGCCGCGUCUGCCGUUCCCUACUCCUUUCCCUCCGCCAAUGCAGGGCUACGCCCUCCCAAGUUCAGUUAUGCACGUACGGGCGCCAUUUCCUGGAUAUUUGUCUUUUGCCAACGUUGCCGGCCCUCACAUGCCUGAUGGUAUGCGGAUGCUCUGUCAAGCGCCAGUCUCCGUUGACGAUUCUGUUGCUUUGCCGGUCCGAAAUGAGGUUGAUCAGAACGUCACGUUCAACCAGUAUGCUGGUCCAGGUUACCCCCUUCGACUGUCAAUGCCACAAGGCCCAAUCCGCGCUCUCGAGGAGGAGACUCUUCGACAACAGCAGCGGCUUCCACCUCAACCGCAAGAGGUCCAGCCUCUGUUGCAGGGGGAGCAGGCUCCAGUCGCAUCAACCGCAAAAGAAGAGGAGAUGUCGUCAGAUGUUGUCGUUGUGGAGUAG
Exophiala xenobiotica is the source of this 954-nucleotide messenger RNA. RefSeq lists its product as uncharacterized. The coding region runs from base 1 to 954 and encodes 317 amino acids. The transcript is spliced from 2 exons. Lineage: Eukaryota; Fungi; Ascomycota; Eurotiomycetes; Chaetothyriales; Herpotrichiellaceae. The record is from RefSeq and is a predicted model, not a curated record.